Molecule: messenger RNA, 1407 nt
Organism: Leptonychotes weddellii (Weddell seal)
Lineage: Eukaryota; Metazoa; Chordata; Mammalia; Carnivora; Phocidae
Source: RefSeq, a predicted model, not a curated record
GCCACUGCGACGGGGCGACCGCUACGAGUUGGCCACCAGGGCGGUCAGCGUUGCUUCCAGUUGUUAGUGGUGCAGUUAACCAAGAAGGAACAUCCCGUUAAUGUUGGCUCCUCGGACGCGACAGGAUUAAGGUUCUGACCCCGCCGCUGCUGCAGACCAGUUACGUAAUCCUGAAGGAGUCACUAAUCUCUGGAUUUGGGUCCCAACCCUGAACUGUAAUGACGCUAUGGGACGUAGAAGGGGCAGAGUUUUCAAAAGCUCACAGUAGAGACACUCAAGGGAAAACUGCAGAGUGUAGAUAGCUAGCUGCGACUGUUACAGAGUUUUUAGUGUGAUGUAAACUCUGUUCUGCCCGGGGAUAGGCGUUUUGAAAGUAGAAGAUUCUGGAAGGGAUCUACAGCAUUUUAAAUACCUUGUACCAUUUCUGCAGUCUACACUGUCCUGAUGAAACACUGGACAGGAGCUUCUUUCGUGCACCUUGAGGCCAGAAGUGGAAGCAAGCACUACCAUCUAGUUUCUCAAAGCAGCUUCGCCGUCACUGAGCCCUGGAGACCUCACAGCUCUGUUUCCACAUCCCCACUUCUACCUUCCAGCACUAGUAUAAUGCAGUGGAAGAAUUAAAGGAAUGUGAUAUGAUGAUAUAACUUGAUAUACCCAAGUAGCAGGUUUGCCUGACUCAGCAUGUCAAAAAACAAGGGUCAUUCAUCUAAACAAGGUAACUUAGCAGUCACUGCAGUUGCUUUACAAGAUCACAUUUUACAUGAUCUUCAACUUCGAAAUCUUUCAAUAGCAGAUCAUUCUAAGACAAAGGUACAAAAGAGAGAGAACAGAUCCAAAUCUCUAAAAAGAAAUACAAAAGCAGUAAUAGAUACUGGACUUAAAAAAACUAUACAAGGCCCUAAAGUGGAAGAUCCAGAAAAAGAAUAUGUUCUUGAUCCAAAACCACCACCAUUAACUUUAGCACAGAAGCUGGGCUUGUUUGAACCUCCCCCACCACCACUAUCCUCAGAUGAAUGGGAAAAUGUGAAACAAAGAUCCGUCCUGCAAGGGGACUCUGUGCAGCCAUGCCCAAUAUGCAAAGAAGAAUUUGAACUUCGCCCCCAGGUGCUGCUCACAUGCUCACACGUGUUUCACAGAGCAUGCCUCCAGGCUUUUGAAAAGUUCGCAAAUAAAAAAACCUGCCCUCUCUGCAGAAAGAGCCAGUAUCAAACCAGAGUGAUUCACGACGGAGCCCGGCUAUUCAAAAUAAAGUGUGCGACAAGGAUCCAAGCCUGCUGGAGGGGACACGUGGUCAGGAAGUGGUACCAAGACCUGAGGCGAAAGGUACCUCCCACAGAUGCCAAGUUGAGGCGAAAAUUCUUUGAAGAAAAGGACAGUAAUGACCUGGACCCUGCAGCACUGCUCUAA